This is a messenger RNA of Parascedosporium putredinis, 2097 nucleotides long. NCBI's taxonomy places the organism in Eukaryota, Fungi, Ascomycota, Sordariomycetes, Microascales, Microascaceae. The record is from the annotation of a GenBank genome assembly.
AUGCCUCCGCGAGACGUCGACCUCAAGCGCAAGCGCGCCUUGACAGAGGCAGCCCAGAAAGAUGGCGACAACAACGAGACUCCGAGCGCGCACGCUACAGAGACGAACGACGGCACUCGAGAGCCACCCCGAAAACGCGGCCGUCCGAGCAAGGCAACCGUCGUGGCGGAAGCCAGCCCCGCGCCACAGCCUAAAAAGAAGCGUGGACGACCGUCGAAAGUGCACGUUCAGAAAGACGCGGAAGACGAUAGCGAGGCGAAUGAGCCAGAUGGAGAAGUAGAGGCAGAUGAGCAAGAGGAAGAGCAGCCCGUCCCGAAGAAGCGGGGCAGACCGGCCAAGACAGCCCCCGCGCCCGAGCAAGAGCCAGCGGACGGAUCACACGAAUCGGAAGGGGAGACGCAAUCAAGAGGGAAGAGGGAACGACGGUCGCUGACAGAGGUGUCGGUUGAUGAGGCGCAAAAUAACAAGGGAUCGGAGCCCAGGGAGGCGCAAGGGGAUCCGAAGAAGAAGAAAAAGAAGCGGGCCCAAGAAGAAGAGGGGAGGCCCUCCUUAAACCGGGAGGGGCCCUCCGCAAACCACGAGGAAGAUAUGGGCGAGGCGCCACCCCUCAUCGAGAAGUUAAAGAAGAAGCGAGGUCGGCCCUCUUUAAAUCGGAACCAAGAGGAGGAUCUGGAUGGCGCGUCACCGCCUAUAGCGAAGCCGAAGAAGAAGAGAGGCCGACCCUCUCUUAACCGCGACCAAGAGGAGGACACGGGUGAGGCCUCAGCUCGCACGGAGAAGCCCAAGAAGAAGAGAGGUCGACCUUCUCUCUCCAAAACGACGGAGGCGAUGGCGGAGGCAGAAGAGGCCGAUGCAGAGGCAGAGGUAGAGGAGCAACCGUCACCUCGCACAGAGAAGCCCAAGAAGAAGAGAGGUCGGCCCUCUCUUAACCGGGACCAAGAAGAGGAUAUGAAUGAGGCGUCCCCUCGUAUAGCGAAGCCGAAGAAGAAGAGAGGUCGGCCCUCUCUCUCCACAGCGCCGGAACUGGCCGAGGAUGGCACACCGCGCCCCGCAAAGCCUAAGAAGCGAGGGCGGCCAUCUUUAUCCGAAAUCCGACAAGAUGACAACGUCGCCGUCGCCGAAGAACCCCGGAAGCGAGCCGGGCAACAAACAACCCCGACGUCGAGGACGACCUCGCCGAAGCUCCAACGCCUCCCCGCCGGUUCCGGUUCCGACGCCGACUCCGAAUCCAACUCAGACCAAAGCGACCUCCGCCGCCGCCGCCGCCACCCCAAACCCAGCCGACCUUUCCUCUACAUCGCCCCCAAGCAGCGCGAGAUCCCCGUCUCCGUCAUCUCCUCCAAAUGGACCCCGCUCAGCCGCAGCUCCGUCUCCGCCGCCACGCAAAUCCUCCAGCUCGCCUCUCGUCCCGUCCUGCAAACCCGUCCGCCCGGUCCCCGCCGCGACGCCGCCGCCGCCGCCCUCCGCGUCGCCACCCGCCGCGUCGUCAACAGCAUCUCCCGCGGCUUGCCCUUCCCCCGCUCCCAAACCCUCCCUCCAGCUCGCCCGCCGCUCCCGGAAAAAUUCGCCGCCCCGGACGGCCGCGAGGUCGAGCUCGACUUCGAGGCCGUCGCCGACGAGACGGCCGCUCUCGAGCGCCGCCUCGAUCCUUUGCUCCACUCGAUCCAGCUCCUCCGCCAAGAGGAUGCCCGGCUCGUCGAGGCCAUCAAGAAGGACGAGGAGGAGCUCGAGGAGCUGCGCAAGAACGCGAAAAGGGAGCUGGGCGUGUGGCGCGAGUCAUUGCGCAAGAAGAGUCAUCCCCUGCUCCCCGCGCGGUGGAACCCCGACGCCAACGGAAGGGAGAAGCUCGUCCUCGCCCCCGAGCAAGAGCCACCACAGGACGAAUGGGCCUUUGCCGACUUCCCCAACCCCGAAAUCACAGCCCUCGCCUCCCAGCUCACCAACCACCUCUCCUCCAUCCGCGACAACACCGCCCCCGUCGAGAACCUCGACGCCUCCCUCGAUGAGUCCUUUGCCGCCCUCCGCCGCGUCCUGGCCGGCGUGCUGCCUCACGAUCGCUACGAGGCCGUUCUCCACGGCGACGAGGACAAGUCCUAG